AAUAAAGACAUUCACGAGAGUUCGAGGGUCGGAACUCAGAAAACGAACAUUGUUUCCGUGGGGAUUCAUUUUGGUGAUGUACGCUCAAAAUUCUAGAAACAAUUUUCCGCGUCUUCUCAGUAGUGGUUUUCAUUGUGCUUUUAUUGUCGAAAGCUUAUAAGAUAAUUUUCAAAAUCCAACGACCACAUGGGGAGAAGUAGGAGCAGGUCGCCUCCAAGACGAGAGAGACGUCGUUCCCGCUCAGCCUCGCGGGAGCGCGAGCGGCGGCGCAGAGAGAGGGAGCGCUCCAGGUCACGCGACAGAGACCGGCGGAGGACGCGCUCGCGCUCGCCUCACAGGCGCCGUUCGAGAUCUCCACGCCGCCACCGCUCAUCUUCACUGUCUCCUGUGCGGCAGAAGGACAGACGUGAGGAUGACAAAAAAGAGGUGAAAGAAAAGGUGGUCAAGGAACAUCAGAUCUCAGAGGAAGAUAUGCAGGGGAAAACUGAAGAGGAGAUUGAGAUGAUGAAGCUAAUGGGCUUCAGUACCUUUGACACCACAAAGGGGAGGAAAUCAGAAGGCUCCUGCAAUGCACAUGCAGUCAAUGUGUGUCAGAAAAGAAAAUACAGGCAGUACAUGAACAGGAAAGGUGGAUUCAACAGACCUCUGGAUUUCAUAGCCUGAGAUGCCCAUUUGAAGUAAUUGAAGUCAAGUGAUCCUCAAUAAUUUAUACCAUUGGUUUCAGACUCAUCUUUACAUUUAUAGAAAAGGAGAUGGUAAUGUUUCAGUAUGCUGGAGUAUUGUUUUUGCCAUCUGUGUAACUUGUUGAUAGUUUGACAAAAUGGACACAUUCCCUGUCAAAAUUGAUUUGCUAGCCUAAUUGAUGUCCCACAUAAAUCCAUUGAUGUGUUUUGAUAUUUUUAGUCAUGGUUUUUUUUUUUUCUUUUUUCUAAUGUGGAAACUUUGCAGUUCAUCUAGGGUACAGAUGAUGAGCUGUUAGUUAAAAUAAAGUCUGUGAAUUGGUGAAAAACCUUUUGAAUUUUUAUUUGCCGUUUCAGGUGGAUUGGUAGCUUCAAAUUGCACUUACUGUGUAUGUGGGAGUGAAUGAGUGUGAGGCUGCCCUGCGAUGGACUGGUGUCCCAACCAGUGUACCCUACCUCAUGCAUUCUACUUCAGCUCUGGAAUGCUUGCAUAGGACAAGUAGUUUGUGAAAAUGGAAAACAAAAUGUUAUCCAUUUUUUGCAGUUGAUGAUCAUAGGAGUUAAAUGAGGACUUAAAUGAACUACAUUUACAUGUAUUCACUUAGCAGAUGCUUUUCUCCAAAGAGACGUACAUCUCAUAGAAAAUACAAUUUGUGCAUUACUACUCACUAACUUUGAAUUGUUUGCCCUUCAGACUAGUGGGUUUCUACUCAAACCUUCAUCAUUUCUCAAGGGUUGAUUCACUCUUGUUCCCAAAUUUAUUGUUCACAGCUCUCCUCCAAAAGUUCAGAAUAAUUUAUAAAGGAAUUUCCAAGUCAGAAGGGACAUAUACCCUUUCGCAAAUGUUUUGUUGAGAUUCUGCAAACAUCCUUUGCUGGACAAACAGCAUCAAUACUCUAUUAAGAUAACUAUUAGAUACAGAUUCAUUCACUAUUAAAAACCAUUGCCAAGUGGUUAUAUUUGGUCUUGUGUUGCUCUAUAUGCAAGUCCAAAAACAAUGCUUAUUGGAGAGAUCUUCCUGAA
Scleropages formosus (Asian bonytongue) is the source of this 1703-nucleotide messenger RNA. It is a transcript of the gene snrnp27, whose product is annotated as small nuclear ribonucleoprotein 27 (U4/U6.U5). NCBI's taxonomy places the organism in Eukaryota, Metazoa, Chordata, Actinopteri, Osteoglossiformes, Osteoglossidae. The record is from RefSeq and is a predicted model, not a curated record. Gene Ontology annotation, biological process: RNA splicing. The coding region runs from base 187 to 663 and encodes 158 amino acids. Gene Ontology annotation, cellular component: precatalytic spliceosome. The transcript is spliced from 6 exons.